Molecule: messenger RNA, 1683 nt
Organism: Lodderomyces jiufengensis
Lineage: Eukaryota; Fungi; Ascomycota; Pichiomycetes; Serinales; Debaryomycetaceae
Exons: 1
Coding region: 1-1683 (560 amino acids)
Biological process (GO): transmembrane transport
Molecular function (GO): transmembrane transporter activity
Source: RefSeq, a predicted model, not a curated record
AUGUCUUUAAUUUCUAAAAAACAAGAAGAAGAAGAAGUUAAAUUAACAAAUCUUUCAGAUUUAAAUCAUUUAAAUUCAUAUAAAUCAGAACAAUACACUAAUGAAAAACAACAACAACAACAACAACCAAAAGAUAAUUCAUCAACUCAUUCAAAACUUGAAGAUGAUAGAGAAAGUCAAAAAUUUUUAGAUGAUACAACUUCAUCAGAAUUUGAUAUGAUUGAUUUAGAAGCAAAUGAUGAUAUAUUACAUUUAAAAAUGAAAUUAAUAAAUGAUGCUAUAGAUGAAAUUGGUUUUACUCCUUAUCAUUUAAAAUUAUUUUUUUUAAAUGGUAUGGGAUAUUGGACAGAUACUCAAUUAACUUAUUUAGAAAGUACUGUACGUACUUUUAUAAAUUAUCAAUUUGGUUAUAAAUUUCCAGUAAGUGCUGAAUGUUAUGCUGGUGGAAUGAUUUUAGGUGCUUUAGUUUGGGGUUUUGGUGCUGAUUUAAUUGGUAGAAAAUUAGCUUUCAAUUUAAGUUUAUUAUUAAGUGCUAUUUUUACAAUAAUGACUGGUAUGAUGGGAAAUAUGGCAAGUUAUUGUUUAUUUGUAUUAUUAAGUGCAUUUGCAGCUGGUGGGAAUUUAGUAUUGGAUACUUGUGUAUUUUUAGAGUUUUUACCACAUAAAGAUCAAUGGUUAUUAACAUUUUUUGCAUUAUUUUGGGGUGUUGGACAAACAGUAGCUGUUGCUUUGGGGUAUGCUUUUUUACCAAAUAAUUCUUGUGAAAGUGCUGAUAAUUGUCCAUCUCAUUUAAAUAGAGGUUGGAGAUAUGUUUGGUAUACUAAUGGAUGUAUUGUAUUAGCUAUGGCAAUAUUAAGAUUAACUGUAAUUAGAUUAAAAGAAACUCCUAAGUUUUUGAUUGCAAAUAAUAGAGAUGCUGAAGCUAUUCAAGUAUUACAUGAAAUUGCAACCAAAUAUAAUAGAAAUUGUUCAUUAACUUUAGAUCAAUUAUUAGAAUGUGGUAAUAUUAAAUCUAAUGAAGAUUAUAGAAAAAAUUUUAGUGUCUUGGGGAUUUCCAAAUUAAUGUUUCAACAUUUAAAAAUUUUAUUUGCAACAAAUAAAGCAAUUAGAUCAACUAUUUUAUUAUUUAUUUCUUGGGCAUUCUUGGGGAUUUCUUAUCCAUUAUAUUCAUCAUUUUUACCUCAAUAUUUAGCUACUAGAGGUGCUAAUAUAAGUGCAGAUACAAUUGGUGGAGUAUAUAGAGAUAAUUUAAUUGCAAAUGUUUGUUCAAUAGGUGGUCCAAUUAUUGCAGGAUUAUUAUUAUAUUUUUUACCAUGGUUAGGUAGAAGAGGAGUAUUAUGUAUUGGAGGAAUAUCAACAAUGGCUCUUUUAUUUGGUUAUACACAAGUUAAAACAAGAGGACAAAAUGUUGGUUUUACUUCAUCAGUAUAUUGUUGUCUUUAUAUAUAUUAUGGAGUGAUUUAUGCAUAUACACCAGAAGUUAUGCCAAGUGCAGCAAGAGCUACAGGAAAUUGUUUAUGUUUAUUUUGUACAAGAAUAUGUACUGCUAUGGUUCCUAUUAUUGCUUAUUAUUCAAAUACUGCUAGUUCUGUACCUAUAUGGAUUUGUGGUGCUUUUGUUGGAGUUAUUGGUAUUAUUGCAUUGUUUUUACCUUUUGAACCUAGUAAACAAAGAGUUGUUUAG